AUAGAGUUUAACUAGGGCCCACAGAAAAACACACGGGGUCGUUACUCGUUAGAGGCUCUGUAUAUCCCGCGUCCGUCCAUCAUGAAAGAAUCAAUCGAACGGCUCAAUUAUCUGAAAUUCAGAAUAUAUUACAACACAGCCCUAUUACUACCAGUACGAAUAUCCAGGGAUUCCGCCAGUGCUCCAUGGCCAUGGCUUCAAUACGCAGGCUUCUUCGUUUCUACUCACCCUCAGACAGGACGAGCUUUACACGUACAGGAGUACAAGAAGGCUUAAGAGUCGGAGCAGUUUGUAGGAGAUUUUGUGCAACAUUUGCGUCUGAGGAAACGGUUCUAAAGUGUGAAGACGAGUAUCGGCAAGCUGAACGAAAUUUGAUUGAAGAUGAGAUUGCAAAGAUAAGUCACGAAUUCGAUGUUGCUAAACAUAGCUUCCUUAAGAUUCCGGAGGCACUCAAGCAAAUGCCAAAAAUGAAUCCUAAAGGCAUAUAUGUUAAUAAAAAUCUAAGAUUGGACAAAAUACAAGUUUACGGCUUUGAUUAUGACUACACAUUGGCUCAUUACUCUUCUAACUUACAGAGUUUAAUAUACGACCUUGCGAAAGAGCACAUGGUUAAUGAGCUUAGGUAUCCGGAGAGUUGCCUUAGUUUUAAAUAUGAUCCUGCAUUCCCCAUUAGAGGCCUAUGUUAUGAUAAGCAGAAAGGAUGUCUAUUGAAGUUGGAUUUCUUUGGUUCCAUCGAAUCUGAUGGAUGCUUCUUUGGCCGUCGCAAGCUUAGCAGGGAGGAAAUAAAAGAGUUAUAUGGGACAUGUCAUAUUGGUCGAGACCAAGCACGAGCACUUGUGGGCCUGAUGGAUUUCUUUUGUUUUAGCGAGGCUUGCCUUAUUGCGGAUAUUGUACAACACUUUGUAGAUGCUAAGUUAGAAUUUGAUCCUUCCUAUGUCUACCAAGAUGUAAAUCGUGCAAUUCAGCAUGUUCACCGAAGUGGCGUGGCUCAUAGAGGAAUUAUUUCUGAUCCUCAGCGGUACCUCGUAAAAAAUGGCCUGUUGCUGCGUUUCCUUAAGACGCUCAAGGAGAAUGGGAAGAAACUUUUCCUGCUAACUAAUUCUCCUUACUAUUUUGUGGAUGGGGGGAUGCGUUUCAUGCUGGAGGAUUCACCGGGUAAUUCUGACUCUUGGAGGGAGCUGUUUGAUGUUGUGAUUGCAAAAGCUAACAAGCCAGAAUUUUACACUUCUGAACACCCAUUCCGCUGCUAUGACAUCGAGAAGGAUACCUUGGCUUUCUCAAAAGUUGAUGCCUUUCGUCCAGACCAAAUCUACUACCAUGGGUGCCUCAAAUCCUUCCUCCAAAUCACAAAGUGGCAUGGUCCUGAGGUGAUAUAUUUUGGGGAUCAUCUUUUUAGUGAUCUACGAGGACCUUCAAAGGCUGGUUGGCGCACUGCUGCUAUCAUUCAUGAAUUGGAAAAUGAAAUACAAUUGCAAAAUGAAGAUGGUUACCGUUUCCAACAGGCUAAAUUUCACAUAAUAGAAGAAUUGCUUGAGAGAUUUCAUGCAACCGUGUCUGGGUGUCACAGAGGAAAAGCAUAUGAUAAACUUUUGAAGGAGCUGAAUGAAGAGAGGCAGAUGGCGCGCUCCACUAUGAAGAACAUGUUUAAUAGCUCUUUUGGUGCUACAUUUCUCACUGACAAGGGUCGGGAAUCAGCUUUUGCAUACAACAUUCAUCAAUAUGCAGAUGUGUAUACCAGUAAGCUGGAGAAUUUCUUGUUGCAUCCACUUGAUGCUUGGCUCCAUGUGCCCUUUGAUAUCAAGAUCAUGCCUCAUCAUGUAAAGGUUCCAUCAAGCUUGUUCAAAGUGCAUCAGUGAUGAGGGGUCACUACGUAUCCUUGUAUCUCAUAUUUAAGGAGGGGAUUCACAAAUUUUUAUGGCUUGGGUCUUCGCCAACCGAAGCGGCUCAUUCUUUUAAAGAGUUUCUACAAGAAGCACCAUGAUAAGAUGUCUUGUAUUCAAGAAUGGGAUCCUAAAUAAGAUAUACCCAACCCAUUCAUUGUAAGUAGAACUUGCAACAACCUCUUUGUUCUAUAUUCCUCUAGAAGAAAAAAAUGGAAAUUUUCUUUUGUACUUCUA
Molecule: messenger RNA, 2117 nt
Organism: Telopea speciosissima
Lineage: Eukaryota; Viridiplantae; Streptophyta; Magnoliopsida; Proteales; Proteaceae
Product: 5'-nucleotidase domain-containing protein DDB_G0275467
Exons: 15
Coding region: 186-1856 (556 amino acids)
Molecular function (GO): 5'-nucleotidase activity
Source: RefSeq, a predicted model, not a curated record